Messenger RNA from Abrus precatorius (Indian licorice), 1601 nucleotides. Its product is annotated as two-pore potassium channel 5-like. Gene Ontology annotation, molecular function: potassium ion leak channel activity. The coding region runs from base 66 to 1199 and encodes 377 amino acids. The transcript has 2 exons. Gene Ontology annotation, biological process: potassium ion transmembrane transport; stabilization of membrane potential. Gene Ontology annotation, cellular component: plant-type vacuole membrane. The record is from RefSeq and is a predicted model, not a curated record. Lineage: Eukaryota; Viridiplantae; Streptophyta; Magnoliopsida; Fabales; Fabaceae.
AUUCUCAAUGAGUGAAACAAUGUUUAUGUCCACACCAAUCUCAUCUUUUCUCUGCUCUUCUCCCUAUGGAGAAUGAACCCUUUCUAAUUCUCAACACUCCCCAAAUCAUCGAACGUUCCGAUUUGCCCUUCUCAUCUUCCAAGUCCUUCAACGAUGUCACCACCUUGCAAGAAGCCCCACGUGUGGGAAAUUCAGAGAUACAAUCCUUCAAUGAACACCACCAACCAUUGCUUCCAAAGAAGAAACUUAGUCGUUGCAAGACAGCCCCUGCUAUGGUUGCCAUGCGAGACCUCAAACCUAAGACACCCCAAGUUCCCAAACCUCAAUCUAGUUCCAUAAUUCGACAAGGCAUUUGGUUACUUGUCGUGUAUCUCUUCGUGGGAGUGGUUAUAUACUCUUACAAUAGGAACCAUUUUUCUGGCAUAGAGACACACCCUGUAGUGGAUGCCCUUUACUUUUGUAUAGUUACCAUGUGUACCAUAGGUUAUGGGGAUAUAGCUCCUUUAACUCCAGUUACAAAGGUUUUUGCUUGUGUUUUUGUUUUGGUGGGGUUUGGGUUUAUUGAUAUUCUCCUCAGUGGGCUUGUAAACUUUGUAUUAGAUUUGCAAGAGAAAGUGAUUCUGACCAGUCUCCAAAUGGGUGCUAGGGAGGGUUUCUCUGCAAGUAAUUACAUAGUUGAUGUGGCAAAGGGUAGGAUGAGGAUUAGAUUGAAGGUUGGUUUGGCACUUGGUAUUGUGGUUUUGUGUAUUGGAAUUGGGAGUUUGGUGUUGUACUUUGUGGAGGGUUUGGAAUUUGUUGAUUCUAUUUACUUGUCGGUUAUGUCUGUCACAACGGUUGGGUAUGGAGACAGAGCCUUUAAGACCCUUCCGGGUCGGUUAUUUGCGGCUAUUUGGCUCCUCUUUUCUACUUUGAUGGUGGCACGGGCAUUCCUCUAUUUGGCUGAGGCUAGAAUUGAUAGAAGACAUAGGAGAAUGGCUAAGAAGGUUUUGCAAAGAGAAAUCACUAUUGAGGAUUUGCUUGCUGCUGAUAUCAACAACACUGGUUUUAUCAGUAAGUCAGAGUAUGUAAUCUUCAAGCUGAAAGAGAUGGGUAAAAUACAGGAAAAAGAUGUGUUGCUAAUUUGUGAGCAAUUCAGGAAACUUGACCCCUCUAAUUGUGGGAAGAUAACACUUCCUCAUCUCUUGGAGGACAGAUCAUGAUAGAGUAAAAGCAAAACAACUGAUAUAUGAACAUAUAAUUGUUUCAGCAAAAGUGCUAGCAGAGCAUUAUUUUUGCACAAGGAGGAAGAUGGGAAACUAGGGAAGAUAAUCUUCGCUGGGAAAAUUCUGCAAAUGUACAUGAUAGAGAUUUUUCCCUAGGGGUAGGUGAUAGGGAUUGAAUUAUUCGAAGCAAGAUUUUGUACAGAAAUUACAUCAAUUCGUAGAGGUGGUUGCAAGUCAUAAGCUCAAAGGGAAUUUACUAGAAGGAAAAAAAGAAAGGGAGAGAGAGAGACCCAUCAAUUUGACCUCAUUCCAAAAGCAUUAUUUCCCUCUCCUGUAACCAGAAAAAAAAAAUGUUAGACAUGGAAAAUUUUCGUAAUAUCAAGUCGUGAUUUUAAUUUU